This is a messenger RNA of Venturia canescens, 4007 nucleotides long. Its product is annotated as protein lin-54 homolog. The record is from RefSeq and is a predicted model, not a curated record. The coding region runs from base 280 to 2751 and encodes 823 amino acids. Gene Ontology annotation, cellular component: nucleus. The transcript has 8 exons. Gene Ontology annotation, biological process: regulation of DNA-templated transcription. Lineage: Eukaryota; Metazoa; Arthropoda; Insecta; Hymenoptera; Ichneumonidae.
AAAUACGUGGCUCUUAGCGUCGAUAAUGCAACGCUUCAGAAUCGUGCAGUUUGUUACAAAAAAUCGUGGAUGAUUUUUUCAUUCUUUUUCGGUCUUUUGGCACUGUUAAAUUGUUCACGGAACUAGGGCAUCACGUUAGAAAACGUCCUUUACGUCUGUGUUUAUACGUGCAGUGAGGCGGUGCGCAAUGCAUUCUGGGACAGCAAUGGUGGGCGCGUGAUUUUGAACAAAUUCGAGAUAUCAAGAUUUUCGCAUCAGAAUACCGUGAGUUCUCGGAACAUGGCCGGGAACAAGGGAACAUCGGCAAGGGCUUUGGCCGAGCCUAUAGGUCUGGAUUCAAGAAACUUUAGCGACGGAGAUCUGAGCGCUUUGAGUCUGUCCCACAACGCGGAGCAAUAUGCUUCGAAUGACUUUGAGACAUUGGCCAGUAUCCAAGCAGAGUUGGAAUGUAUGAAUGCCGAAGAAGUGAUUUCGACAGAGGAUGACCCCGGGACAGUAGAACAAAAUACGGAAACAGAGAGCGCUGUUUCUGAUGUGGAAAUGACAGACGUUUCGGAGGAAAUACAACCUGAAGCGACAACGUUCGAGACACAAAGGCAUCCUAGCCAAAAUGUGAUAUUCCAGACGAAGCCGAGUUUGCAAAGAGUCCCAAUUACGGCAGUUCAAGCAAAGUCAAACACUGGUCAGGCAGCUCAGAGUCAAUCUAUAAUGAUUGUUUCCCCGGCUGGUGGUCAGGGUGCCAGUCAAAUAUUGAAAAUUUCACAUCCAGCCUCCGCCUCAGCAGGACAAUUACAAUCUCUCGCUCAAACACUCAUAACAGCCAAAUCAGCGGAUGGAAACAUAGUUCAGUUGAGGCCAGCUCAAUCUGCUAAACCUUCCAUGUCUACAGGACAAACAGGAAAUAUAACACUGAACAGUUUGCAGACAGUUAAAUCUGUUCAGUCGGUCAAAAGACCGGCGCAAAGUGGCCAAUCGAAUAGAAAUGUCUACACAAAAAUGAUACUAAGUGGCAAUCAAGCUCAGACCAGUGGAGAAGUUCUCAUUGCCGCUUCUCAAAACGAAAGUCAACCGCAAACUAUUAAAUUUCUGAGUACUACCGCUGGUGCCCAAGGAAUUUCGAGUCCUACAAAAACCAUUACUCUUGCACAGGCGCAACAAAUGGGUCUUAUUACUUCAAAAGUACAACAUAUUUUACCCUCUUCACCUCAAAAACAACAGGGUAUCAUCGUCAAUAAGCUGAUACAAUCUUCAAGCUCACAACCACCCAAAUUAACUCUUAUUCCAACGAGUAGCGCGAAAUCACCAACAAAAAUUUUACCUGCACCCACUGUUACGAGUCAAAUCAAACCACCCAACGCUCAAACUUCGUUCACAACUUCUGGAAAAACGGGAGUACAGCAGAGUCCACAAAAAGUUAUAAUUCGUCAGAGCGCAUUAAAGUCCGGCACGGUGUUAGGUAGUGGGCAAGUAAUCAGGAUACCUGCGAAUCAAAAUAUCGUCACGGGCGCUAAUCAGGUGCACCAAAUUCAAAUGCCCGGACGACAAGUUCAAUAUGUCAGACUCGUUAGUACUCCUUCAUCCGGUACUAGCAACGUAGUGACUGUUGGUAAACCAAAAACUCCAGGCACCCUGCAAACCGUUGGCAUGACCCAAAAAAUCGGAGGUCAACAACAAAUCGUCAAAGUUGUUCCGUUAAACACCGGAAACCAGACAUUGAGGUCGGUAGCGCCAAAAUCUUCGAUACCGAAUACCGGAGGUCAAAGACUUCUGAUUCCAGCCUCUGGAGCCUUGAGUCACACCAAAAAUACGGUGGCGAUUCCGGCAUCGGCGUUGAGUCAACUCGCAUCGGGUCAAGCAGUGAUAUCGACAACGGCGAAUGUCGGGAACAUUGUCGUUUUACCCGCUCAAUAUAUUCAACAAGGUGUUGAAGAAUCCAAAGGAAAAUCACCCUCGACCCCAAGUCUCUUGAGCAGUUCUCAGAGCUCUCAGAGUUCGUCCGGUAAUUUAUCCACGAGCUCGGCUCUAGAAGCCAAAACUUCGCAACGAACGUACGCUGGCGUUGAACCGAAUGGAAUUCGACCGAGAAAACCGUGCAACUGCACGAAAUCUCAGUGCCUCAAAUUAUACUGUGAUUGCUUCGCGAACGGGGAGUUCUGUCACAUGUGCAACUGUAACAACUGUUCCAACAACUUGGGAAACGAAGAGGAGAGACAACGAGCAAUUAAAUCCUGCCUCGAGCGUAAUCCGAACGCUUUUCGCCCAAAAAUCGGCAAGGGUCGUGAUACGGGCGACGACAUAAGACGUCACAACAAGGGUUGCAAUUGUAAACGGAGCGGCUGCUUGAAAAAUUAUUGCGAAUGCUACGAGGCAAAAAUACCAUGUUCAGCCAAUUGCAAAUGCAUAGGCUGCAGAAACGUCGAGGAGCCGGCGCUCGAGAAAAAAUCUCUCAAAGAUCUUGCCGAAGCGGUCGAGGUCAGAACUGCACAAUUGAGUCUCAACAAAGCCAAGAUUCAACAGCUCUCGGAAAUGGCAUUCAGACCCCAAGCCGCGUCGAAUACCGGAGCCAGGCAAACCUUCAAUUUCUUAACGGAUAAAGUGGUAGAAAUAACGUGCCAGUGUCUGCUGGCCCAGGCUGAGGAGGCCGAACGUAACAUGCUUGACGAAGAUACAUCACAGAGACUGAUAAUCGAGGAAUUUGGCAGAUGUCUAAAAGAGAUAAUAGAAUCUGCGCACAAAGCCGAGGCUACCUAGCACCUGCAAAGGUUUAUCAGCGUGACAUCGGACACGCAAUCAAAGGGAAGAAUAUAAAAUCACAAUUAUUUAAAGAUUUCUUCGUUGAUCGUCCUUCUUGUCUCUCGCGCUCUCUUUAAUUGUACAUUUUGUUAACGUUCUUUCGAAUGAAAUUUAUAAGAGCGUUGGAUGCCGAUAUUGCGUUACCAAAGAUGGUGCAGCGAAAGAGGAACGAUUUUCAGUUCAUACGAAAACCCAGCAAUGACAUCAGGCGAACGAAAAAUUAUCGAUAAUAAAAAAGCAAAAUAUUUUAUGCCGAUAUCGUUCUUUCCUGAAUGAUCCUGAAUUUAUUCUCAUCGUUACACAAAUCAAUUUGUUUCAAGUGAUAGAGGCAUGCUAAUGUUCUUUCUCCUUUUUUUUUUUUUGAAUUCUCGACCGAUUUGGUGCAUCAAGUCGGUCACCGUUUGAAAUAUUAUUUUUCAAACCUCUCCAUAUUACAGUUACAAUGUCGAAUAGAAUAAUCUGCGUGGCUUAGAAUACUCUAGACAAUUUACAAUCUUAAUCACUUCGGGCACUUACCAAUUGAUAACGAUUUCCCGCUCACGAUAAUUUAUUAUUCUUAACCAAUCAUUAAUUCACGUAGAAUGAAAGGAAAAUUCACACAAAUAUAUAUAUUAUAUAUACAAGAAAAUAUACCGAUAUUGGACGAGAGACGGAGGAGGGAAUAAAUUCAAUAAGCUUAGAUUAAGAACAAAUGUAAAAUAGUUGAAGAGUAUAAAUAUAUAUGUUGAUUUAUUUUCGCAAUAAGUUGUGAAUUGCACUUUCGUGAAUAUUAACAGAAAUCAAAUGAGCGACUGAAUAUUGUGUACAAAUUGCAAGAAAACGGAAAUAACUAAAUUUUUCAGUACCUUGCGAGUGAGGUAUUGAUACUUGAUGUCCAAGCUAGUUUUUUCUUUUUUUUUCCUUCUUGGGAAUUAGAUAUAAGGGUACGACACGCUUUUCGGGAAUGACGUUUAGACACGAUUUCGAAGACUUUAUAAAUCUCAAUUACAACGUGUACAUAUUUUUGUGUAAAUUAUAAAGGAAAAAAGAAAACUACAACUAUCCUGACGCAUUUAAUAUCCAAUUGUAUAACUUUCAAUCGUCCAAUAUUCGUUGCAACGUUAGCAUGUUCGUGAAUAACGAAUUCCAAUGAUGCUCACUACCCAACCGUGAACAAGUCCUGUACGUGUGUAAAAAUUUUCAAUAAAACACCACAUUGGCAAAAUUUGCUAAAA